Messenger RNA from Chrysochloris asiatica (Cape golden mole), 933 nucleotides. RefSeq names its product family with sequence similarity 26, member D (gene CALHM4). Gene Ontology annotation, molecular function: monoatomic cation channel activity. Lineage: Eukaryota; Metazoa; Chordata; Mammalia; Afrosoricida; Chrysochloridae. The transcript is spliced from 2 exons. The record is from RefSeq and is a predicted model, not a curated record. The coding region runs from base 1 to 933 and encodes 310 amino acids.
AUGAGUCCAACUUUCAACAAUUUUGCAUCUUCUCUGCAGAGAAAUGGAACAUUUAUCAAUUCCUUAAUUGCUGCUUUGACAAUUGGUGGGCAACAACUGUUCUCCUCUUUCACAUUCAAAUGUCCUUGUCAAGUUGGGAAAAACUUCUAUUAUGGGUCUGCUUUUCUAGUUGUUCCUGCCUUGAUCCUGCUGAUUGCUGGCUAUGCUCUGAGAAGCCAAAUGUGGACAAUUACCAGUGAAUAUUGCUGUAACUGUGCCUCUCCACACCGCCAAAGCAGCCCACUGGAAUGCAAGUUGGCUUGCCUGCAGUUCUUCAGCAUCACUGGGAGAGCAUUUGUUGCUCCAUUAACAUGGCUGGCAGUGACUUUACUGACAGGCACCUACUAUGAAUGUGCAGCAAGUGAGUUUACACCUGUGGAUCAUUACCCAAUAUUGGGCAAUGUCAGCGCCGGCCAACGAGAAGAGAUCCUAGCUGGGUUUCCAUGUGGCAAAACAGUUCCUGCUGACAUGACCCUAGUAAGAGAUGAAGUGGCUCUUCUGCACAGAUAUCAAUCUCAAAUGCUGGGCUGGAUUUUGAUCAUCUUAGCCAUCGUCACUGUCCUAGUCUCCAGCAGUUUGGCGAGGUGCUGCUCUCCCCUCACCUCUCUGCAGCACCACUACUGGACCACUCACAUGCAUAAUGAGAGAAAGCUCUUUGAAGAGGCGGCAGAGCAGCACUCGAGACUCAUCAUCAUGCAGCACAUGAAGAAACUAUUUGGCUUUCUUCCCGGGAGUGAAAACGUUGAUCACAUACGUAUUCCUUCUUGUCAGGACUGGAAAGAUAUUUCAAUACCCAAUCUUGUAUGCAUGGGUGAUGGCUUGCAGUGCCACUGUAACUUCCUUGGAGACAGGAUAGAUGAGAAUGAUGAGGAAGGUAUUGAAUUAAAACCUUGA